This is a messenger RNA of Scleropages formosus (Asian bonytongue), 559 nucleotides long. Its product is annotated as leptin-B-like. Gene Ontology annotation, cellular component: extracellular region. NCBI's taxonomy places the organism in Eukaryota, Metazoa, Chordata, Actinopteri, Osteoglossiformes, Osteoglossidae. The record is from RefSeq and is a predicted model, not a curated record. Gene Ontology annotation, molecular function: hormone activity. The transcript has 3 exons. Gene Ontology annotation, biological process: signal transduction. The coding region runs from base 36 to 554 and encodes 172 amino acids.
CUUGAGCCUAAGGAGGUGACAGAGAGGCCUGAAGAAUGAUCCGCUUCAUUUCCAUCCUGUGCUCCUCCAUACUGAUGCUGUUGUCCACCAGUACUGGCAAGCCACUCGCAGUGGACAUAGUAAAAAACAACGUUAAACUACUGGCCCAAACCACUAUUGUGAGGAUAGAGAAACUUACAGAGGAGUUCCAUAUGUCCCCUAACAUGGUGUUCAGUGGAUUGGAGCUCAUACCAGAAACCCCACUGGACAGACCCAUUGAGGGACUGGCCUCUAUCAUGGAGAACCUCAACAUAUUCCAGAUGAUUCUGUUCAGCCUAGAAGUGGAUGGAAUGAGUCAAAUCCAUGCUGACCUUGUCAGCCUGCAAGGCAUCAUCCAUUCACUUGUCUUGACCUUCAACUGUGCCUUACCGAAACCAGGCAGUGAGAGCCAUUUGGAUGCCUUCCUGAAGACCAACUCAGCCUUCCACGUGACCAUUGGGAAUGUGGCACUCAACAGACUGCAGAGGUUCCUUAGCAAGUUGAUUCUAAACUUGGACCAGCUAAAAACAUGCUGAAAAUU